AUGAAAACCGGAAUAUUCGAGUUGACAAAAUGCAGAAGCAGCGAUUUGAAAGAAGCCCUCCCGCGGUUCAACCGAGCCGAAACGAAAAAAAAUAUGGAGAAGGAGGUGCUUGCCAAGGUCGGCCUGGUUGCACGUCUGCAACUUCAGCUUCAAGACCUCGAGGAUGCCAGUGCUGUUAUGGAUUCGUUGUUAAAGGCCAAAACUGGGCUCGAGGAGAAGUACAAGGCCUUUGGGCUAUGUAUCGUUCUUCCGAGCUCCUACAUGUCGUGGUUGGAGAAGCGGCCUUGGUUAUUGCAAGCCAUCUGCUUUGGUUCUUCUACGCCGCAAGAUCGCGAGUUGAGCAGCACUUUGCAGAACGGCGACGUUGGCUACACUGGAGGUCUUGACACUUUGAAGACUCGCCUGUGCCUCGCAUGCCUUACUGGUCAAACGGUUCUCACUCGGGCGAUGCAAAAGAACAAGAAGAUCGGCACGCAAUUCCCCGCGACCUUGGAUGUUCUUAUGAGCUUCCUCAAAGAUGAUUUGAAGAAAGUGAGAUUCAAACUUGAUGGCAUAUCUUCCAGAAAGCUAUGCUAUAUGGGAUUGGCUGGGGACCAGAAGUGGUUCCAACAGAUCCUGCAUUUGCCUGUGCCUCAGACGGGUACAUCGUUUUUCUCAAUGCUAGUUCAUCCCUGGCUCAGUCCUCGACACUGGAAGGGGAACGGCGAGGCCAAUGGAAACAGGCCCGGACAUGCUCUCGUUCGGCUUUGA
This is a messenger RNA of Symbiodinium sp. CCMP2592, 750 nucleotides long. The record is from the annotation of a GenBank genome assembly. NCBI's taxonomy places the organism in Eukaryota, Dinophyceae, Suessiales, Symbiodiniaceae.